AUGGCCGCUACUUUCCGCCCUCACGCCGGCCAGGCCACUUCCACUCUCCCCAUCAACAUGCCUUCCAAGGCACCAGCCAGCACCAAUUACUUUUCAAUCUCUCGCGUUGCAGGCUCUCCGCCGGAGAUCUCCGAUGUCAGCACAACCACCGGAAGUGCCAGCGACUUUGACGUUUCGUCCUCGGGCUAUUCUGGAGUUGAUGUCAUUGACACUCUAAACGACCGCAUGAGCAACGUCUUUGAUCCUACCAGACUCGAUAAGAGCAUUGCGAAACAGACUCAGCUCUCCGGCCAGCUCAACGCCAAACAGCGAGAACUCCAAGAACUUCAAGCACUCAUGCAACGCCGUAUCAAGGGUGCCAGAUCAAACUUUGCGGAAGGAAUCAAAGCCGCAAAGGAGACCAAAUCCGAUCUGGAAUGGACCCAAAAGCGCAUUAGCUCUAUGAAAGUGAAAGCGGAACGAAAUCUCCCAAGCGAAUACCGCUUGGCCAGCAGCAAAUACGCGUUUGACGACGAUUGCUAA
Messenger RNA from Uncinocarpus reesii 1704, 522 nucleotides. RefSeq lists its product as uncharacterized. The record is from RefSeq and is a predicted model, not a curated record. Gene Ontology annotation, cellular component: endosome; BLOC-1 complex. The transcript is spliced from 3 exons. Bases 1 to 522 code for a protein of 173 amino acids. Gene Ontology annotation, biological process: endosome organization; regulation of protein localization. NCBI's taxonomy places the organism in Eukaryota, Fungi, Ascomycota, Eurotiomycetes, Onygenales, Onygenaceae.